Messenger RNA from Penicillium maclennaniae, 282 nucleotides. Its product is annotated as protein PET117. Gene Ontology annotation, biological process: mitochondrial respiratory chain complex IV assembly. Lineage: Eukaryota; Fungi; Ascomycota; Eurotiomycetes; Eurotiales; Aspergillaceae. Gene Ontology annotation, cellular component: mitochondrion. Bases 1 to 282 code for a protein of 93 amino acids. The record is from RefSeq and is a predicted model, not a curated record. The transcript has 2 exons.
AUGUCUCGCGCAUCUAAGCUGACUCUGGCGGCCACUGGGCUGGGUACCGCGGGAAUCAUCUACUUCGUGCACUGGGCGCAGGAAAAUGACAGGGCAGCUAUGCACAGAGGGGUUGAACGCGAUAUGGAAAAACAGCGCAUCCGAGCAGAGCGCCAGGCCGAUUUCGAGAUACAGAAACGCCUCGAAGAGGAAUACCUCAAGCUUCAGACCGUAACGGCUAUCGACACUCCGAGUUCCACGGGAAAGUCUUCAGGAGGCAAUAAUCCAGUGAAUGGCUCAUAG